UCUGCGCGAGCGACAGCCGCAGUCUGCGCCGCCGCAUCUGGCUCACUGACCCGCUUCCCGUGCCGCCAGCAUUAACUGCCGCGGCGGCCGCUGCAGCAGCAGCCAUUGCGGCGACUUGCCUGUGGUCACAGCGCCCAUACCUGCAAGGGCGCCGUGACUAUCCCCAUGGCCAUGGUGCGUGGAUGCGGCAAAGUACGGUCUUUUGGCGUAGUCCACAGUCGCAGCGUCAAAGCUGUUGGCCCGCCGCCCGGGAUUCUGGUCGGCGGCCGGUUGGAUCCCGCCGGACUUUGUGCGGCCAGAGGCGUUUGUCACCUCGGUGUCGCUGCCUUCACGCGCCAGCGCACUGCUGCCCCCGCUGCUGCCUUGAGCGUCUUGCGCUUGGAUGAUCCGUGGGGGGUGAGCUGCGCAGCUGUCAGAAUGCUCGACCCAGCACGAUAUGCCUGCUGGCGGCCACCCGCGGACUACUACUACCGCUGCCGCCCUGUGCGGCAUGCUGCGAAGCGUGGCCAGGGCUGGACAGUCCGUGGCCAAGGGACGCCAUCAGCCCCGACGUGGACAGCGCAGAGCCCGCGGCGCCGGGGACGUGCAAGUAAUUUCUGUGUGACGACAGCGACGACCCGUCGUCAAACAAGGACUCUGCUAGUGGGCGCAGCUCCUGCAUGAGCUCCUGGAGAUACGCCGGCGGGGUGUUGCAGAACGCAUAG
Kickxella alabastrina is the source of this 704-nucleotide messenger RNA. RefSeq lists its product as uncharacterized. The record is from RefSeq and is a predicted model, not a curated record. NCBI's taxonomy places the organism in Eukaryota, Fungi, Kickxellomycota, Kickxellomycetes, Kickxellales, Kickxellaceae. The transcript has a single exon. The coding region runs from base 166 to 663 and encodes 165 amino acids.